UUUCGUAAUCCGUUGUUGAAUUGCGAACGCCACAAUCAAUCGUUAAUUAAGGCGGAGGGAAGCAGAGGAAGAAGAAGAAGAAGAAAUAGAAAGAUGAUGACGGGUGACAAGAAAAAGCCGAUCCACGCCAUCACCACAUGGGUGCGGCGGCAGCCACCGAAGGUCAAGGCCUUUCUCGCCGUCGUUUCUGGCAUGGCGGCUUUGGUGGUUCUCCGCUUCAUUGUUCACGACCACGACAACCUCUUCGUAGCCGCUGAGGCUGUCCACUCCCUUGGAAUUUCUCUUCUCAUCUACAAGCUCAUCAAAGAGAAGACAUGUGCCGGAUUGUCCCUAAAAUCCCAGGAAUUAACAGCUAUGUUUCUAGCUGUCAGGCUGUACUGCAGUUUUGUCAUGGAAUAUGAUAUACACACUUUGCUUGAUUUGUCUACUUUGGCAACAACAUUGUGGGUUAUAUACAUGAUUCGUUUUAAUUUGAAGUCUAGUUACAUGGAGGAGAAGGACAACUUUGCAAUAUACUAUGUGGUGGCACCCUGUGCUGUCUUAGCCUUGUUUAUUCAUCCAUCAACUUCUCAUCAUUUAUUGAACAGAAUUUUUUGGGCGUUCUGUGUUUAUCUGGAAGCCGUGUCAGUGCUACCCCAAUUGCGAGUCAUGCAGAACACCCAAAUUGUUGAGCCAUUCACAGCACAUUAUGUAUUUGCAUUGGGUGUUGCAAGAUUCCUGAGCUGUGCUCAUUGGGUUCUUCAGGUGUUAGAUAGUCGUGGACAUUUGUUGGUUGCCUUGGGGUAUGGUUUAUGGCCUUCAAUGGUUCUUAUCUCAGAAAUUGUACAGACUUUUAUAUUAGCAGAUUUCUGUUACUAUUAUGUCAAAAGUGUUUUCGGGGGACAGCUUGUUCUCCGUCUUCCCUCUGGAGUGGUGUGAUUGAAGAUUCAGUUCAGUCAUUUAAAUUAACUUAAUCAAGCAAUUUGGUCAACGUUGCAGUCAAUCUUGUGAUGACAAAGUUUGGCUCCUUGGAAGAUGCUGGUUCUCUGUAAAUUUUGGGAUGAAGGAAAGACUAUAUAUUUUUGUUUUAAGUUAUAGUAUUUGUAGUUGGAGAUGCUGUCUCUUUUACAAAGACUCUCUUAAUUCAGUUCUUCAAAUAACUAUUCCACGUGCUCAAGUUCUAACCAAAAAAUUAUCCGUGUAGUCGUAUGUAAAGUAGCAUUGCUUGAGCCUCUGUGGGACUCAUCCGCAAGUUGUUUGAAAGGAUUAUGUCUAACAUAACAUUUAUUUUAUGGUUUUGUUUUGCCAAAGUCCAA
Molecule: messenger RNA, 1295 nt
Organism: Lotus japonicus
Lineage: Eukaryota; Viridiplantae; Streptophyta; Magnoliopsida; Fabales; Fabaceae
Exons: 6
Coding region: 94-918 (274 amino acids)
Biological process (GO): protein retention in ER lumen
Cellular component (GO): membrane
Molecular function (GO): ER lumen protein retrieval receptor activity
Source: RefSeq, a predicted model, not a curated record